This is a messenger RNA of Aureobasidium vineae, 834 nucleotides long. Lineage: Eukaryota; Fungi; Ascomycota; Dothideomycetes; Dothideales; Saccotheciaceae. The record is from the annotation of a GenBank genome assembly.
AUGUCGAUGACCAUUGAAGAAGCACAAGUGCCCCGCGAGCCCAAGCCGGUACCCUCAGGCCCAGACAAUGUUCUCGAGCAAUUCAACCUCAAAGACCGUGUUGUCGUCGUCACAGGUGCCGCCGAAGGCAUCGGUGGUGCCGUUGUAGACUCGAUGGCCGAAGCCGGCGCCAAUGUAGCACUCUGGUACCGCUCCAACGACAAGGCCAUCACAAAAGCCGAAGAGCUAGCAAAGAAGCAUGGAAACAAGUUCAAGGCAUAUCAGAUCGAGAUCUCAGAUCCGGAGAAGGUGAAAGAGUUGGUCGCUAAGGUUGUCGAGGACUUUGGACGGCUGGACGUUAUGGUUGCGAAUGCUGGUAUGGCCAUUUCGAAGCCUAUCUUGGAGACUAGCGUCGAGGAGUACAAGAAGCAGUUCGCGGUCAAUGUUGACGGUGUCUUUUAUUGUGCAAAAUAUGCUGGAGAGCAGUUCAAGAAGCAGGGCAAGGGUAACUUGAUCAUCACAUCGAGUAUCUCGGCACACAUCGUCAACGUGCCUGUCGACCAACCUAUCUUAGNNGUCUACAAUUCCACGAAAGCAGCCAUCACCCACCUAGGCAAAUCCCUAGCCAGGGAGUGGCGCGAGUUUGCUCGUGUAAACAUCGUCUCACCCGGCUUCUUCAACACCAAGAUGGGAGCAGGUGAAAGCGUCAUCAACGAGGCAUAUCGCAUGACUCCAAUGGGCAGACAGGGAGACGUCCGCGAGAUCAAGGCUCUCUAUCUAUAUCUUGCCAGUGACGCUAGUAGCUACCAGACCGGUAGUGAUACUGUUAUUGAUGGAGGCUACAUCUUACCUUGA